CCUUCCGCCGUAUGUACUGCUGCAUAGAGGAGAAAUGGCUGUGACUCUGUGACUCUACCUGCUCAAAUCCUUUCUUUCCAUCUUGUUUUUUCGCCGUCCAAACACCAGAAGAGAACGAGUUUGGUUGGUUUUGUUUGAAAGGAUAAUAUAGACGGAUAAAAGAAACGUUGGGAGAAUAUGGGUGAGAGAGACGAUGAUCUGGGAUUGAGUUUAAGCUUGGGGGGUGCGCUAAACGAGUCAUCUCUCAAGUUGAAUCUCAUGACACCUUUGGCGUCUAACCAACAAAAGACUAUAUGGAAUGAACUGUUUCACUCAUCUGAGGGCAACGCAGAUGGGAGACCAUCAUUUCGUGGUAUAGACGUGAACAGAGUUCCAUCGGCUGUGGAGUAUGAGGAGGAGACCGGAGUUUCAUCGCCCAACAGCACUGUGUCUAGCAUAAGUGGGAAGCGAAGCGAGAGGGAGGUCAUAGGAGAAGAGAAUGAGGCUGAAAGGACUUCUUGCUCGCGCGGCAGUGACGAUGAAGACGGCGGCAAUGGCGACGCUUCCAGGAAGAAACUCAGAUUAUCCAAAGAGCAGUCAAUGGUGCUGGAGGAGACAUUCAAGGAGCACAGCACUCUUAAUCCCAAGCAGAAAUUGGCGUUGGCAAAGCAGUUGAAUCUGAGGCCGAGGCAAGUGGAGGUGUGGUUCCAGAACAGGAGGGCAAGAACCAAGUUGAAGCAAACAGAAGUUGACUGCGAGUACCUAAAGAGGUGUUGUGAGAAUCUAACAGAGGAGAACAGGCGUCUACAGAAGGAAGUGCAGGAACUGCGAGCACUCAAACUUUCUCCACAUCUCUACAUGCACAUGACUCCUCCCACUACUCUCACUAUGUGCCCAUCUUGCGAGCGAGUUGCAGUUUCCUCCUCAUCAUCCUCGGCAUCUUCCGCAGCCGCCACGACUGGACCCAGUUCUCAACGCUCCGUGCCCAUUAGCCCAUGGCCAGCUAUUCCCAACCAUCGUCCUUAGUUGCUCAUUAUCAGAUUGAACGUUGAUAAUUUUGGCUUCUUUCUUGGUUUGAUUAGAGAAAGAAGAAAAAAGGGUGUUGUAAAGGGUGAAGAAGUGGGGAAGGAAUUUCAUGUUUGUAGUAAGUCUUUUAAAUUCUGUUUUGUGAUUUGACAUGAAGAAAGGUGAUGGAUAAUUUUUGGGAGAUUUUAAUUUCUAGGAAAUAAUUAUGUUGUAACAAGAA
Carica papaya (papaya) is the source of this 1225-nucleotide messenger RNA. It is a transcript of the gene HAT3, whose product is annotated as homeobox-leucine zipper protein 3. Gene Ontology annotation, biological process: regulation of DNA-templated transcription. Gene Ontology annotation, molecular function: DNA-binding transcription factor activity, RNA polymerase II-specific; sequence-specific DNA binding. NCBI's taxonomy places the organism in Eukaryota, Viridiplantae, Streptophyta, Magnoliopsida, Brassicales, Caricaceae. Gene Ontology annotation, cellular component: nucleus. The record is from RefSeq and is a predicted model, not a curated record.